AUGGCUAAAGGAAAAAAGAAAAAGGCUAAAAAAAAAGAUGUGGAAGAGGUAGAAAAGAAUGCAGCAACAUUGAAUAGAAUAUUGAAGUUGUAUGAACAUUAUAGUUCGGAACAACGUGGGGUUACUUGUCCAGACGUUGUCAAACAUUUUCGAACACAAAUCGAUGAAGGAGAAAGUCUUCAAAAGACUUUUGUAAGACCGUUCGUUCAAUCGAUUAUCGACACAGAAUUAAGCACGUUAAAAGAAUUUUCUGUUUGGGGUUUAUGUAUGAAUUUGCUUGAUUGUGUCGAAUUGGGUAGAUAUCUCAAACUACCAAUGAUAACAAUUCAAAGUCUUUAUUUACGUGACUGCGCAAUUCAACCAGAUUCGCUAGAGAAACUCUCACCUUUCGGUGACGAUGGCUGUAUUGCACUUUGUCUUAAUCUAAUUCACAAUCGAACAAUAACAUCAUUAAGUUUAACUUAUUGUGAUAUUAGUGCACUAUGUGGACAAUACUUGAGUCGUUUACUUUUGAAUACAGCAAUUUCUGAAAUUUAUCUUGAUGGAAAUCAGCUUGGUUGUCAGGGUGCUUUGGCAUUAAUUAAAGAUUUACUACAUGACUGUGAAAAAUUUACAAUUGAGAAAUUAGACAAAUUACGUAUCGAUGAAGAAAUGAAAGCACAAGAAGAAAAAAAGAAGAAAAAAUCAGAUGAGCCACCACCAGUUGGACCCUUUGUAUCUAAGAUACAUUUAUUCGAUAAUGAAAUUGAUCAUUUACAAAGAGAUGGACUUAUUAAAAUACGAGAAGUAAUUGAAGCUUAUGCACGUUUAAUUGAAAUCAGUGAAGAAUUAGAAGAAUUAGAUUUGGAUGAAAACGUCAUUGGGAAUGUGUGUGGUAAUAUGAUACUCGAAGCAUUGAAAAAUCGAAAAAAAAGGCAACAAAGCAAUACCGUUCGUUGA
This is a messenger RNA of Didymodactylos carnosus, 939 nucleotides long. Lineage: Eukaryota; Metazoa; Rotifera; Eurotatoria; Philodinida; Philodinidae. The record is from the annotation of a GenBank genome assembly.